Cimex lectularius (bed bug) is the source of this 5360-nucleotide messenger RNA. RefSeq names its product ATP-binding cassette sub-family A member 3-like. Gene Ontology annotation, molecular function: ABC-type transporter activity; lipid carrier activity; ATP binding. The record is from RefSeq and is a predicted model, not a curated record. Gene Ontology annotation, biological process: transmembrane transport; lipid transport. Gene Ontology annotation, cellular component: intracellular membrane-bounded organelle; membrane. Bases 163 to 5136 code for a protein of 1657 amino acids. Lineage: Eukaryota; Metazoa; Arthropoda; Insecta; Hemiptera; Cimicidae. The transcript is spliced from 26 exons.
CUCAAUGAGUCACGGUUAACGCCCCACUCUUCUCUAUCAAGGCAUCCACAUAAAUCUUGCACUUGCUUUGUUUAAUCCUGCGUGAUACUUUGGUCGAGUUUUAAAUUCGUUUUUGGCUUUUCUUUUUUGUCGACUCGGAUGGUAAAAAUCGGUUGAUCGCCUAUGGAAGGCCACGUGGUGAAGGCCCUCGGUUGGAGGCUCUGGAGAGCGUCCAGAAGGAAGUACAUCAAAAUCCCUUUUUACAUACUUUUCCCCAUUCUCCUAGCUGUUUUGCUCACCCAGGUGAAAGUACACAAUUCGCCCGGUGAGAACAUACAAAAUGGUACUUUUCCCCCAGCCUUGCCAUCCGAAUACUUUUUCUCCCAAGAAUUACUCGCUGGCAACCGGUUCGACGUACUCUUCUACCCGGACAACAAUGGCACCCGACUUAUUAUGAAGAAAUUUAAUGAUUUGAUGCCUCCGAAGUCGAUCAAUAACAUAAUGGGCAUGGAAAGUGAGGUUGAAAUAGAAUCCUGGCUCUCUGACCACUACAAAAACAAAUCGGUAGUAUUUGAAAAUUCAAACGUCGGAUUUGGCGUCAUAUUCAAGGAAUUGACAAACGACUCACUCACUUACGCCUUGCGUAGCACCCAAAUGACAAUCUGGCAAACGAGAAACCUUUUCCCCGCUUACAUGGGCCCCGGACCUGCUGAAGCUGGCCAGCAUUAUAUUACAAGUGGUUUCAUCUCUCUGCAAGCUGCUAUUAAUAUGGGCUAUAUGGAUUACUUGAAGGUGAACUUCAGUCAAGAUUGGUGGUUUCAAGAAUUUCCUUAUCCGCCUUACAAACUUGAAACAAAACAAGCUUUUGAAAUGGUUUAUAUUUACGGUCUACAUAGCGUCCUUAUAACAGGAUUUUUCCCACUUGUUUUGUUCCUUGUCGCCAAUAUCGUGACUGAGAAGAACAAUGGUUCCAGGGAAAUCUUAAGGCUCAACGGAGUAAACGAUUUGGGAAUAUAUGGCUAUUGGUUUGCAUUUUUCUUCUGGCAGAGUUUUAUCAUAGUUACCGUCAUAGUCAUUCUGUUUAAAAUCAAUACAGGAGGAGGAUCUCUACUUGAAUAUUCCAAUCCAUUUCUUUUAUGGUUAUUUUUCAUGUUGUUUUGCAUACAGAUGAUAUUCAUGGUAUUUGCAAUAUCGUCUGUUUUUACUAAUUCUGCUUAUGCGACAUUUUUCACCAUUGUUUUUUACUUGAUUAUGAACGGCGCUAUAUCGUAUUUUAUGAAGGCGACGACUACGUUUAUUGGAUUUUUAACCGUUUUAACUCCAAUGGGGUCGUUGUUUCAUGGGCUGAAGGUCAUCACAUCUCUUGAAAGUUCGAAAGUCGGACUUCAAUUCAGCCAGCUUGGUUACAAAGUGCCGAAUACGGGCGAAGGUCCAAUGUUUCUGAUCGUCUUCAUAAUGGGGAUCAGCUGUGCCUUCUUCACUCACAUCUUCAAGUACCUCGACGCUAUAAAACCGGGAGAGUACGGCUCCGCUAAACCAUGGCAUUUCUUCUUACCCGACUUCGUUAAGAAAUUCUGCCAAAUUGCGCCGGAUUUGCAAGAUGAAGAUUUGAAGAAAAAAAAUCCAUCUAAAGUCAUCGAAGAGGCCAACAUACCGGUUGGAAUCAAAAUAGAUAAUGUUUACAAGGUGUUCGGAGCUUUGCAAGCCGUUAACGGCCUCUCAAUUGAUAUUUACCAAGACCAAAUAACUGUUUUGUUGGGCCAUAAUGGUGCUGGAAAAACAACUUUAAUAUCAAUACUUACUGGUGUAAUAUCCCCAACAUCCGGCGAGGUAAUAGUAAACGGUUUGAACCUUUUUGAAAACAUGACAAACUUCAGGAAAGACUUCGGCUACUGUCCUCAGCACGAUAUCCUUCUAUGCGAUCUAUCUGUUCACGAGCAAAUCAUAUUUUUUGGAAUGGUGAGAGGGCUUCCGAGAGCACAGAUCAGUAGAGAAGCGGUCGACUUGAUGUCAAAAUUCGACAUCCAACAUCGGAAGAAUGCACUGCCCGCCCAGCUGUCGGGCGGAAUGAAGCGCAAACUCUGCCUCGCCAUAUCACUUGCAAACAACCCUAAAGUGCUUUUCCUUGAUGAACCGACAUCAGGUCUGGAUCCUCAGUCACGACGAAACAUCUGGGAUACACUAUUGGCAUUAAGAGGAAAUAGAACCAUGAUUAUAAGUACACAUUUCAUGGAGGAGGCUGAUGUUCUUGGUGAUAAAAUUGCAAUUAUGGCCCAUGGGGAAAUUCGCUGUUAUGGUUCUUCGAUUUUCUUAAAAAAACAUUUUGGCUCUGGGCAUCAAGUAACAAUUACUUAUAACCUGGAUGUCAAUCCUGCUAAUAUUAAGGAAGUAGUACAAGAAGUGAUUCCGACAGUGAAGACCAGUGAAAAAAUCCAACAGCGCCAACUCGUUUUGAACGUGCCAAUAGAGGAUACGUCUAAAUUGCCGUCGCUCUUCAAAGAACUUGAAAACGUCCAGGGCUCGAGUAUCAAAGGGAUCGGUGUAAAUUGCACAUCAAUGGAGGAAGUCUUUUUAAAGGUCCAAGAAGGUGAAGGAAUCUCGACGGAUUUCGACGAAACGGAUUUUGCUUACAUGGGAAAAAACAACUUGACUAAACUACACGGAAUCGGUCUCGUUGUGCAACAGUUCUUUGCACUUCUCGUCAAAAGGGGACUGCUGUUCAAAUCGUCACUGAUUUUCUCAUUAAUCUUACUGAUCCUCUUCCCCUCAUACAUGACUUACAUCACGUUCGGGACUAUGAAUACAGUGACGGAAGACGUCCAAUCUAUGCCAUUGACCAUGGACUUGGAGAAUUACGGCGAAACGACUGUGUUGGUCGGCGGGAGGGAUGACCCUCUCACGAAUUCCUACAAGAAAUGUGUGCAGAACCAGAAGAGCACUACUGUCGUAACCGAUAAAGAAACUGCGAAAGAGCUGUACCAAGCGGCCGAAGACGAUUUGCCUCACUUCAGAAAUUUCAUGAUCGUCGCUGCUGAUUUGCUAAACAGCCCGAUUGCUUUGUACUCAUCUCUGGCAUUCCACGCGCCGGCCAUUGCAAUAUCGCUUCUUUUCAACGCUUUCAUCAACGUGGGAAAUCCAAAAGUACCCAAGACGAUCAGAACCAUCAACUACCCAUAUUCUUUCGAUCAGGACCCUUGUGAUCCGAAUCAAGUAGUGAGCUUUGUCAUUCCAUACAUAUGGUUAUUUUUGGCAUCUGGCAUAAUGGUAAGCAUGACCUACUUUGUCCGUUUUCCAAUCUCAGAGAGGGUCAACGGGAUGAAACAGCUGCAGUACAUGAGCGGCUUGAGCCCAAUGACUUAUUGGGCAUCCAAUUUAACCUUCGACAUCGGCCUCUUCUGCAUCAUUUUGGUCGUAUUCCUUAUUACAGGUUACACGAUGGAUGUUAACCAUAUAUUGCACGAUGGUGAUGUAAUAAGUCUGAUUGUUCUUAUCCUUUUCUUGUAUGCCCUUUCAAUGAUGUGCGUUUGCUACUUCAUGAGUUUUCUCUUUACAACAUAUUCCGGAGCUAAGAAUGUUAUAGUUAUGAUUUCAUUAAUAUUCUCACUGAUGCCUCUUCUCACGGACUGGCUUACCAACGACAAUAAGUUCGCUCAUUAUAUUUUUUAUCUGUCACCUACGACACCAUUUACUCAAGCGAUUUACAAAAUAAUGACGGUCGUCAAGAACAGGCUUAUGUGUAAAAAUUGUACCCUCGGUUUAUUGGGCCAAGUGUGUCAAGAGUUGAACAAGAACAACGGAUUCGACUUAAUGACUUGCUUGGUGUUUCUUAUAGUAGAUAUUAUAUUGUUUCUCGUCCUGACGCUCUUGAUGGACUACCGUUACAUCCAGCUGGGUAUUCAUCUCGUAAAAGAGAAGCUUUACGGUCCGAUUGAGAAGGGGGGCGAUUCUGUUGACGCUGACGUAUCGUUGGAAAAGCAUAAAGUCACGUCGAGCACCCUUGGAAUGAGACACAGGAAAAAAUCAGCGCCGAUGAUGCAUAAUGACCAACUAGAGCAUGUAGAUAUUGAUUUCAUCGAUGCACCUAAUGAUGGAUCUACGAAUUCGACAGAUCAAAUAAUAGAAAGGUCUAAUGGUGAAUUGGAAAACAGUCCUAAAAUAUCAAGUGAAGAUUUAGUAUUGAUCACAGACAGCCUGGGGAAAAAGUACAACAGGGAUUUGACUGCUGUUUACGAUGUAAGCUUCACCGUUGCUAAGGGCGAAUGCUUCGGCCUCCUCGGCGUAAACGGCGCCGGUAAGACGACGACUUUUUCCAUACUCUCGGGUGAGAUUUUUGCGAGCCGAGGCGACGCAGUCAUGCACGUUCCGAACGGCUACCACACCCUGAGCCAGACAAGGAGCAAGUUUCUUCAGAACAUCGGCUACUGCCCUCAGGAGAACAGAAUCAGCAUGGAACUGACUGCCUACCAGCUUUUGAACCUGUUCGCCUUGCUUAGGGGAGCGCCGAAAUACGACGCUCAAAAACUGGCAGAGCAGUGGAUCCGUAAUUUAGAUCUUCAUCUCUAUUGUCAUAAACCAUGUGGAAAGUAUAGUGGAGGCAAUAAGAGGAAGCUGUGCACAGCUAUAGCUCUCAUAGCCGAUCCUCCAGUCAUACUUCUUGAUGAGCCAACGACCGGUGUCGACCCCGUGACAAGGCGAAAGCUUUGGAAGGUGUUCAAGCAGAUCCAGUCCAACGACCAGACGAUCGUUUUAACAUCACAUAGCAUGGACGAAUGCGAAGCCACUUGCGACAGGCUGACAAUAAUGGUUGGCGGCGCUAUGAGGUGCAUCGGUACGAUUCAAUACCUCAAGCAAAAGUUCGCCCAAGGUUUCACCAUAUUCAUCAAAAUCGACGUCCUCACUUCAGACGAAGAAGUCGAAAUGAUUAAAAACAAGGUUGUCACUCUUUUCGGCCACUAUUGCGAGCUUAAAGACGAGUUCAAGGGAUUUCUUCAUUACCACCUCAGCGACCUCAGCUACAAGUGGUCGCAACUCUUUGAAAAGAUGGAAAGCCUCAAGAAGGAUUGCGAUAAGAUCGACGAGUACAUGCUCAGCGACACAAGCCUGGAACAGGUUUUCCUGACCCUGUCCAAAGAGCAGAAAGCCCAAGCUGACAAUUGAACUUAAACGCGCUCCUUCUCAAUAUAUGCAUUUUAACCAAAGAAUUGUGGUACACUUGAUGCCUUAGUUACUUAUGCUUAGUAUUUAUAUUGUAUGAGCAAAUUUUUAAUAAUUUAUUCCUAUUUUUCCAGUGUAUAUUUUUUUAAUGUAAAAGCUAUUAAUACUUAAUUAAUGAAUGUUGCCUUUACGCCUGAGUGUAUAAUAUAUAAAAAUGUUCAAUAAUG